AUGGGAAUGAAAGCAAAAGAGUCCUCCAGCAUGAAGAAUCUUAUCAUCCACAGCGCUCUUCUCGAACUGUACUACAAACAAAGGAGACACAUUUCUCUGAACUCUCUUCUCUGCAAAAUUGGCGUCCUGCAGAAAUUUACGCUUGUGGAGGUAAUAUCUGCGAAAAUAUACAGCAACAUGGUAAUCAGGUUCCUGCCGCAGUACAACUCACUUGAGAUCUUUCUCACAAUGUGCAUCAUCUUCAGGAAGUACUGGAACGACUUUUCUCUGAAAAACAUGCAGGAGGUUGACAGGAGCAUUUUAAACAUUAAAAAGCUGAACAGAAUAGAAACAGAAAUACUGAAAACCAUUCAAUACACGAUAAGCAUAACAAAAGACCAAAUACAGAGAGAGAUAGAAAUAGAGAAGAAUGUAGACAAAACGUACAAAGAAGCAAUGUCUGUAAUAAAGUGCAUAGCAAUGCAGUAG
Nematocida minor is the source of this 468-nucleotide messenger RNA. RefSeq lists its product as uncharacterized. The transcript has a single exon. The record is from RefSeq and is a predicted model, not a curated record. Lineage: Eukaryota; Fungi; Microsporidia. Bases 1 to 468 code for a protein of 155 amino acids.